AUGGCGCCUAGCAAUCUGCUAAGAAGCACGGCAAAAUCCGCAGGCAGAAUUACACCCACCUUCCCAGUACAAACCAGAUACGCCACCGCCAUCAACUCGAGACGAUCAAUCUGGGAUUUUCUUGGGGGCAACAAACCGCAGGAUCAAACCCCGAAGGAGGAAAAGCAGGUCGAGGCUGAUCAGGAGCAACAAAAAUCAUCGACAGAGACGCAGCGUCUGGAUACAGAAACCAGCACUACCACGACUACUACUACACAAUCCUCACCCAACAUAAUCGAACAAGUCCAAGAAGUCGAAGAAGAAAUCCUCUCCACUCCAUCACCCAACAAAACAGCAGAAGAACAAGCAUUCUGGCCCGCGGACCUCCCCCUGCCAUCUCUUCGCCAAUACCCUUACACCCUCAAUCGCGGCACCGUUACAUCCGUGGGCCUAAUGGACAAAACCGUGCGCGUAUCCUAUCAAACCCGUGAAUGGGAUCGAAAAGUACGCAAAUACUACCCCAAGACAGUCACCUAUCUCGUGCAUGAUCCACGCAAUUCGCUCCGUCAAGGGGACGUUAUUGAAUUCUCGUCGGGGGCGCCACGAGCACCGAGGGUGAGACAUGUGGUUGAGAGAAUUAUUUCGCCGUUUGGAGUUGCGGUGGAGGAUAGACCUGCUGUUUUGACGCGCGAAGAGAGAGAGGCGGAGAUGGUGAAUAAGAGGAUGGAGAAGUUGGUUCGAAAAGCGGGUAAGGUUGCUGCAGAGGAAGGAGUGGAUGUUGAGAAGGCUACUAGACGGGUUGUGGAGAGUAAGGAGCAUAUUGGUCGGAUUAGGGCUUUGGUUAUUGAGAGGGCUGCUGCUGAAGCUCAAACCAAUGCUUGA
Molecule: messenger RNA, 861 nt
Organism: Talaromyces stipitatus ATCC 10500
Lineage: Eukaryota; Fungi; Ascomycota; Eurotiomycetes; Eurotiales; Trichocomaceae
Exons: 2
Coding region: 1-861 (286 amino acids)
Biological process (GO): translation
Cellular component (GO): ribosome
Molecular function (GO): structural constituent of ribosome
Source: RefSeq, a predicted model, not a curated record